AUGGCUGAUGAUGGAGAAAACGUGGCGGUGAUGACCGUAAAAGAACCUCUGGACUUGAUAAGGCUUAGUUUGGACGAAAGGAUUUAUGUCAAAAUGCGCAAUGAACGCGAAUUACGAGGAAGAUUGCACGCUUAUGAUCAACAUUUAAAUAUGGUCCUUGGAGAUGCAGAAGAGACUAUUACAACAGUAGAGAUUGAUGAAGAAACAUAUGAAGAAGUUUAUAGAAGUACAAAAAGAAAUAUACCAAUGUUGUUUGUAAGAGGUGAUGGAGUAAUCUUAGUUUCACCACCUGUUAGGGUUGGAGCUUAG
Pieris macdunnoughi is the source of this 309-nucleotide messenger RNA. NCBI's taxonomy places the organism in Eukaryota, Metazoa, Arthropoda, Insecta, Lepidoptera, Pieridae. The record is from the annotation of a GenBank genome assembly.